Messenger RNA from Pieris macdunnoughi, 231 nucleotides. The record is from the annotation of a GenBank genome assembly. NCBI's taxonomy places the organism in Eukaryota, Metazoa, Arthropoda, Insecta, Lepidoptera, Pieridae.
AUGCCCAGAAACGCCCUAACGAACUAUAGUCAGCUAAAGAUAUAUACAACUUUUCUAACCGUUAAGGCCCAUUUAGAUGGUGACCUGCCCCGGCCACGCAGUAAAGGCGAGUAUGUCUUUGUGAUCGCCCAACUACUGUUUGGUUUGCUUCUCUUCGCGACAGUGUUGGGGCACGUGGCGAAUAUUGUCACGUCAGUCAGCACAGCCAGGAAGGAGUUUCAGGGUAUGUAA